AACCAGAAAGACAGAUAUGGAAGUCCAACUGUCCACCAGCCUUUUCUUCUUCCUCUCGACAACACUCUUACUGGCUUCAACCACCGCCGGACACUUUUUCUCACCCAUAUCCGAUGACACUGAUUACAUCCGUACAAGCUGUGAGACAACUCGUUACCCACAAACCUGCUUCAAAUCUCUCUCCGGCUACUCCGGCGCCAUCCAACAUGACCCCGGACGCCUUGCCCGGGUGGCAAUUCAUGUCGCUCUCUUCAACGCCACCCACAUGGCCAAUUAUGUCUCCGACAUACCCCGUCGGAAUGACUCCGGAAACACUUUAGAAUCCGCCGCACUCAACGACUGCUCCUCCGUUUUCGGGGACGCAGUAGAUGAAAUCCGGCAAUCGUAUAAAGAAAUGAAGCGUUUGGGUUGGACAGGGGAGUCGGUGAAGUUCCAACUCAGUAAUGUGCAAACGUGGAUGAGCGCGGCGUUGACCAACGAGAACACAUGUACGGAUGGGUUUGAGCAAGUGGCGGACAGCGGCGUGAAGGCGGACGUUUGUGAUCGGGUGGUGACGGUUACGGAGGUUACGAGUAACGCUCUAGCGCUGGUUAACAGUUAUGCAGAUAAGAUAACGGCGUAGUCUUGCCGACGUGUCGAACGGUUGUUACCGUGCAACAUUCCGGUGUGAUGAGUGAAACAUAUUUGUGCGGGCGGGUGUCAAAUAUAUAUUUUAUUGAUAAUUUGACGUGUUUUGUAUAUGAUGCGUUUUUACACAUUAAUUAUAAAUAUGGACUUAAAUGGGUUGUUAAGAUUUUUGUUGUG
Molecule: messenger RNA, 804 nt
Organism: Cynara cardunculus var. scolymus (artichoke)
Lineage: Eukaryota; Viridiplantae; Streptophyta; Magnoliopsida; Asterales; Asteraceae
Product: pectinesterase inhibitor 7-like
Exons: 1
Coding region: 17-622 (201 amino acids)
Biological process (GO): negative regulation of catalytic activity
Molecular function (GO): enzyme inhibitor activity
Source: RefSeq, a predicted model, not a curated record